This is a messenger RNA of Cheilinus undulatus (humphead wrasse), 3689 nucleotides long. RefSeq names its product cugbp, Elav-like family member 5a (gene celf5a). Gene Ontology annotation, cellular component: cytoplasm; ribonucleoprotein complex; nucleus. The transcript has 12 exons. Gene Ontology annotation, biological process: mRNA splice site recognition; regulation of alternative mRNA splicing, via spliceosome. The record is from RefSeq and is a predicted model, not a curated record. Bases 1 to 1584 code for a protein of 527 amino acids. Gene Ontology annotation, molecular function: mRNA binding. NCBI's taxonomy places the organism in Eukaryota, Metazoa, Chordata, Actinopteri, Labriformes, Labridae.
AUGGCCAGAUUCACUCAGACUGAAACAAGAAGGCAGCACCAUCCACAGCAGCCCCAGCCCGCUCACUCCAGCCUGGUUUUCACCGGACCGGGGGCACCACCGACCCAACCACCACUACUACUGAUCCCACAUCAGCACCAGUACCCUCAGAUCACAUUCCCGAAACCCAUGAACGGGUCAGAACCCAUUUCAAUUCAUCCGGAGAGCGGCAACAUGAAAGACCAAGAUGCCAUUAAGCUGUUUAUCGGGCAGAUACCGCGGAACUUGGAGGAAAAAGACCUGAAACCUCUGUUUGAACAGUUUGGGAAAAUCCACGAACUGACAGUUCUCAAGGACCGAUACACCGGCAUGCACAAAGGUUGUGCAUUUCUCACCUACUGCGCCCGAGAAUCGGCCAUCAAAGCUCAAAACGCCCUCCAUGAACAGAAAACACUGCCAGGGAUGACACGCCCCAUCCAGGUGAAACCGGCCGACAGUGAGAGCCGUGGAGAAGACAGGAAGUUGUUUGUGGGGAUGCUGAACAAACAACAGACCGAGGAGGACGUUUACCGCCUCUUCGAACCCUAUGGAGUCAUCGAGGAGUGCACGGUCUUAAGAGGUCCUGACGGAAACAGCAAAGGUUGUGCCUUUGUCAAGUUCUCCACACAUACUGAGGCUCAGUCUGCAAUCAGCGCCCUCCACGGUAGCCAGACCAUGCCAGGUGCGUCCUCCAGCUUGGUGGUCAAGUUUGCCGACACAGAUAAGGAGCGCACCAUCAGACGUAUGCAGCAGAUGGUUGGGCAGUUUGGCAUCUUUAACCCCGCUAUCGCCCUCCCGUUCAGCACCUACAGCUCUUACGCACAUGCGCAGCAGGCAGCCAUCAUGGCAGCAAGCCACGGAGGUUACCUCACGCCCAGCGUGGCCUUCCCCGCCACACAGAUCCACCAGAUGGGGGCACUCAACAUCAACAGUCUCCCACCCACCCCCAUGACCCCGGUGUCGGGUGAGUUUCAUCAAACCCUGGCAGGCCUCAGUUCUCCACCAGCCAACAUCACCACCUCCGCCGUCCCCAGCAUCGUCACGCCCAUCGUCAACGGAUUCACCGGCAUCCCUCAUCAGCCGAACGGACACCCCGCUGUGGAGACAGUCUACACCAACGGCCUGCCUCCCUACUCCACCCAGAGCCCCACGGCUGCUGACACCCUCCAGCAAGCCUUCACUGGAGUACAGCAAUACACAGCGAUCUAUCCAGCCACCACGCUGACUCCCAUUGGCCAGACACUGCCCCAACCACCCCAGGUCAUCCAGCAGCAGCAGCAGAGAGAAGGUGAGGGUCCAGAGGGUUGUAACCUGUUCAUCUACCACCUGCCACAGGAGUUCGGAGACAACGAGCUCAUGCAGAUGUUCCUGCCCUUUGGCACCGUCAUCUCCUCUAAAGUCUUCAUGGACCGAGCAACCAACCAGAGCAAGUGCUUCGGCUUUGUGAGCUUCGACAACCCUGCUAGUGCACAGGCAGCUAUUCAAGCCAUGAAUGGCUUUCAGAUUGGAAUGAAGAGGUUGAAAGUCCAGCUAAAGAGACCGAAGGAUGCCAGCCGCCCUUACUGACACAGCCUACCUUCAGUAUUCAUUUCAGCAGCACAGAUUUUAGAGGACACGUGAAGAUAUCUCGGAGGAGUUAAACUUUUUUUCUUUGAAAGCAAAAUAUGUUUUAAAAAAAUCAACACAUAAGGAAUUUUUGAAGACAUAUCAGCAUUUACUUAUGAAGAUAUAGGUUACGGCAGAAAAAAAGAAGACGCAAAGGAGGAAGAUGAAGAGGAGGAGGAGGAGGCGCUUCACCGGGGGACUUAACAGUAACAGAUGGCACAGUGCAAGAAAGACGAGAAGAAAAAAAAACUGAAAAAAGAUGUGAUGAGACUGAACAACAGAACUUUUUUUCUUGUUGAGACUUGAAUUGUUAAUUAAGCAACAAACUAACAAACAAAAAAGCAGCAACAACAAACAAAUAGAUUUCUAUAUACAUAUUAUAUACACAUAUAUAUAAGGAAAGAGGCGCUUGUGGCUUUUACUGUACUGGACAAAUGAGGGUUAAAACUUGAAGAUCAAGAAAAACAGUGGAAAAAAGAAGCUAUUCUCUACAUCCACUGACAGACUUUCUUUCUCUUUCCCUCUUUCUCUUAUUCUCUCACCGUCUCUCUCAGCAAGCGCAGAGCUAUGACUCGUGGAGGUCACUGAGGUUUCCAUUAGCAACAGUAGAACUGCAAAUCUCUCACCCCUAAGGGACCAAAGGACCAAACAUUUUUAUUGUUCUCAACAGUAAUAUAUAGUAUUAAUGAUACUAAUACUACAAACUACUACUAAUAAUAUUACAAGUUAAACUUAAGAAGAAAUACUAGCUUCAGGUUUGAAAAAAAGAGGAAAGGGGUUCUUGUUUAUUUUUCCUUUUACAUUUAUAGCUACUGGGUUUGAGGGUAUUAAAACAAAACAGAAAAAAAUGUAUAAAAAAAUAAAGCUAUACUAAUUUAGUGGCGUAGAAUAUGUGGGAUAGGCAUUGAAUUGGGCAUGUUCAGAUGUGUUAUUUUUGCUUUAGUAUUUCAUCUCGGAGGUGUGGUCCGUGGCUUUUAUUGUGUUCGAAGAAAAAACAGUCCUGUGGUGCCAAAAGUGACACAAUAAGAGCCUUUUUCAACAAUUUACUCAUCUGCCGUGUUUAGCUGCAUGCUCAGCUCUCUGGUACACCUGGAAUAUCAUCAUUGAAGCAAAAUCAUCUCAAUGCUCAUAUUAAAACCUCCUACGUCCCAGCAUCCUCAUAUGAGGACAUUACAUUUUGGGUUCACUGCACCAUUACUCUUGAUUUUGCCGAACUUUGGUCACAGAGCAAAUUACUAUUAUCAGUGUCCAUUCAAGACGGGCGCCAUUCUCACCAAAAUGCUCUAUGAUACCAAACUAUUCAAGGUACAAAAACUCUUUAAAUUUUAUGAUUUAAACUUCUUUAGCUGUGUUUGGUCAUGUCUGUAGUUUGAAAUGGUUUGCAAAUUUGAUACAUUUUAUUAUAAGUAACAAGCUAGAACACCAAGCAAGUACUGUAUUCAUAUGAGGACAUUGGGACUUUUACUGGCUUUAAAAUAAGGAAAGACAGCUCGGGCAGAAUUUGGAAAUAUACCAAUAGUUUACAAGUAAAGUGAGUGUAAAUGCUUAUUGCAUUUGGUACAAAUUAGACUUCUUUAUUUUUUAUCAACAGGGGUAUCUACCAAGAGCAGAAAGAUUACUGAGUGCAAGGAGAAGGAGAAAAACUCUGAGGUAUCUCAUUCAGGAGAUACUUUAUGUUGGGUUGUUGGCCAUUUUAUUUUUACAAAGCCAUGUUUAAAAAAAUGUUCCUGUAGGCAAAAGGCCAUUAAAGACAUAUAAUGUGUUAUUUACUUUAUAUUUUGUGACACAGCCUUGUUUAGAUAUUUGAAUAAGGUUGUAUGUGGGUCGUUCUACCAAAAUGGUGCAAUCUGUGGUCAAAAAACAAAAGAAAAGUGUGAAAUUGGUUUAAUUUAGCGUAUUUGGCCAUAUAAAGUAAUUAUCUAAUGAGACACAAAAAUAUAAUUCAGAAAAUUAAUCUGAAAUUAGGGUGCAACAAGCUGUAUGCUAUAUAGGAGGAGGCUGGAGUGGAAGAGGCUUAGCUUUGUCAGCAGCAGCAGCAUGAGACAUCAGCAUUUAUGCAAGCAGGG